UGCUGCAUGUUCACCCUCUGGCCUGGCUGAUGGUAGCCAGCUCAUGUGACUGCCCAUGAGGCACAUGUAAACCGUGCGAGUUAUGAAGCAAAUUUGUGGCAAAAGAGACUUUUAGUGCAAAAUUCAACAGUUGAGGUAACCUAUGCGAUAAUCUCUUGGAAAAGCUGCUUCAUCAGGCAUCAUCGUUAUGCAUCAGGCUUCAUCAUUAUGCAUCAGGCAUAAGAGGGAAAACCCACAGAGCUCAGGCUUGGUGUUAUUUGGACUUUGUGUAAACAUAACUGUUACUGUUCUAGAAGAGCCAGCUGUCAAGAAGAAAAUCCUUGCGACGGCUCUGCAAUGACUACAGCAAGAUAUAGGCCUACCUGGGACUUGGUACUUGACCCAUUAGUGUCCUGCAAGCUCUGCCUUGGUGAAUAUCCUGUGGAGCAGAUGACAACAAUAGCACAAUGCCAAUGCAUCUUCUGUACCUUGUGCCUAAAACAGUAUGUGGAGCUUUUGAUCAAAGAAGGUCUAGAGACAGCAAUUAGUUGCCCUGAUGCUGCCUGCCCAAAGCGAGGUCAUCUACAAGAAAAUGAGAUUGAGUGCAUGGUUGCAUCAGAAAUCAUGCAAAGAUACAAGAAACUACAGUUUGAAAGAGAAGUGCUUUUGGAUCCGUGUCGGACUUGGUGUCCCUCCUCUACUUGCCAGGCAGUUUGCCAGCUCCAGGAAUCAAGCCCUCAGAACCCCCAGCUGGUGCAGUGCAAAGCCUGUGACAUAGAGUUCUGCUCUGCUUGCAAAUCCAACUGGCACCCAGGUCAAGGCUGUCAAGAGAAUAUGCCAAUCUCCUUUCUUCCAGGAGAAACAAGUUCGGUUUUUAAAAUGGAAGAAGAUGAUGCUCCAAUCAAGCGCUGUCCAAAGUGCAAAGUUUACAUUGAGCGAGACGAAGGCUGUGCCCAGAUGAUGUGUAAGAACUGCAAACAUGCCUUUUGCUGGUACUGUCUGGAAUCCCUUGAUGAUGAUUUUCUCCUUAUACAUUAUGACAAAGGACCUUGUCGGAACAAGCUGGGACACUCCAGGGCAUCUGUUAUCUGGCACAGAACACAGGUGGUAGGAAUUUUUGCAGGAUUUGGUCUUCUGCUUUUGGUGGCCUCCCCUUUCCUUCUACUUGCUACGCCAUUUGUUCUGUGCUGCAAGUGCAAAUGUAGUAAAGGAGAUGAUGACCCUCUGCCUACCUAGACUGAGAGAAGAUUGGACUCAUCACAACAUACGUUUUGAUUUUAUUGUUGCGGUUGUCGUUUCCCUCUUGCACUUGCAUUGGUGUAGCCUUACUUGGCCCAUUCUGCUUUUCGCUGACAUACAGUCUUGGUUCCAGGAACUGUUGUUAAUACUGUUGCUUAGAUCAUUUAAUACUAGACAAGGAGGGUAAUGCAAGGCAAGUGUGGUGCUUAAGGGAGACCAUGGACCAAGAUAACUGUCUGAAAUGAAGAGGUGAUUGCGCUAAAAAUAAUGCAAAAGCUUUCUGUUGCCCUUGUUGGUGGACUGGGAACUGUGCUAAGUGACAUCAGCAAAACAACUUAAAAAUAAAUACAAAUCUAAACUUUUUGCAUAUCUAUUUGUUUCAAAAUUUGGUGUCUUAUUCCUGUAUGAAUUUAAGCUGCCUAUCAUUUAAAUUGGAUAGUCAACUUAAUGAAACUUUAACGUGUUUAUUACACUUCUGUUUUUGUUAAUUUUGCCAUUGCAGCAUCCUUUAUAGUGCAUAUUUUUCCAAGACUAGCGAAAUCAAUAAGGUGCAUAUAGGCCAUCCUAUGCCUUUCUUGAAAAUUGAGAAGGGAUAGGGGGACAAAAUUGGUCCUGUUGCCUUCUGGGUAUUUUAGGAAGUCUUAUGAGAAGGUUGUUUGAUUGAAAACUACAUUUUUGAAAUGAAUUUUUGAAGCUGUAAGGUUGAGUGGUGACACAAACCUGCUAUCUAAAAGGUCCUUUUAAAAAUGCAUUGAUGGUAUUGAUUACCACUGGACCACUAGUGUUUUUCUGAAUUUUUAUUUUUGCUGUUGUUUAGGGUUGUGCUACACUUAUAGGGCUAUGUAACUUCUAAUCCAGGUAUCUUAAUCUUUUUAUAUAGAUAUAUAGAUAUAUAGAUAUAUAAUCCUAUUUAAACCAAAUGUGUAAAUAGCUGUGCUAUUGAAAUUUUUUGGAAGUUCAAAAUAGCUUGCUUCUGUUUAAAGGGCAGUUAUUAAAAAUACAGGACUAAUUUUACUCUUCAGCAGACUUUGGGUUAUCAAUGAAUCUUUACUUUUAAGUAUAAAAAUUCUAAGCAUCAGGAUGGUCCCUGUAGUUAAUAAUAAAAAUGCCUGGGAUAUUUGUGGAAGCUGUAUUUAACACUUAAACUACAUAGCCCAUUUUCAGAGUUAAUAUUAUAUGGUGUAUGCUGUUAGUAACGAUACUGUGACACAACAAGUUUUUAUUUGACAGCUAAUCAGUGACCUGAUUUGGUAGUUUUUCAUAACUCAGUGCUGUGUGUUUCCAGAGUUGUAAAAUAUGCCAGUCAACAUCCUGUUAAUCAUAGUAAUUUUUAUUUAGUAACAUCUUAUGGAAAAUUAUCUUAACUAUUUUUAAAGCCUACAGGAAUUUAACUAAUAACUUCUCAUCAUGAAAUAUGAUGCACUUGAAUUGCUGUUUAUGUUUGUGUGUAUGAUACUGGAGGAAAACAUUCUUUUGAAUAAUGGCAUGAGGUCUGAAAGACUGCAUUUAUUUCAUUGUCACUUAUGUCUGUGCAUUAUCGAUGUACUGAGGGGGGUGAAUAUAUUGAAGCCAGGAUAAAUUUGCACUGAAAAUGCAUCAGGAGCCUUAAAAGCAACUUUUUCUGGCUACUCUCACAGGCUGGGAAUACAUUUCCAUAGCUCAGUCAUAAGGAAGCGACUCAUUGUUCCAUUAACUUUUAUUUUAUGCAGCCUGUUAAAUGAAAUGAUUGGAGGGUACAAUUUUGAAAAGGCCUCUGUCCUUUUGUAAAACUACUCUUGAAUUCUUUCUCCCAUUUUUUCCAAGUUUUAAAGGUAUCCAAAUUCAAACUGUAUCUAAAUCCAAAUUUUACCUCCAGGAGUUGCAGUUAAUCUGCAUAUUUGCUUAUUUGGCUUGAUUUUAAUGAGUUCAGCCAUUAUAACAUGAAGGAAAUGGAUAUCUGUUUACCAGCAAGUCUGAAUUCCUUAUGAUAUCUUCAGCUUAUUAUUAUGGCAAUGCACAGUUCCGAUCUUUACUUGCAUUAUCUAUUUUUGUUUUCAUAGUACUUCUUAGCCAGUAUUUUAGAUCAUCUUUAUUAUUAAAAAUUGCUUAGUUAUUCAGAAAUAUUCCUAGGGGAAGGCUGGGUGACACAUCCAAUCACUAUGUUUGCCAGCUCCCACACAGUGUGUGAACCACUGCUGCGUUCAGUGGGCAGUGAAGUGGUUAUCUCACUCCAGUUCUGGCAGCAAAUAAGUCCGUAUCACCAGAGAUACCUAAGUAGAACACCAUUUAAGCUUGGCUUGUCUUAAGUCAUUGCUUCCAUGGGUAGAAAUAAUGGAAACCCUUCUGUGAAUGACAGCCUCCUGCACAUAAGCUGAUAAGACUGAGUGGGAAAGCUUGAACCACGGGUCUUUGAUCUCUGGCUCUGUAACUCCAUUUAACUGGAGAAAAAAAAUGGACAAAAAGACGUAAAGAUUUCCUGGGUUGUUAAUUUUCUAAUUGUGAGCACUAAGAGAUUGUCCUCUGUGUGGCAGUGGUUCUGGUGACCAAUUCUACUGGAGUAUUAGAAAGCAGCAGAGGUGCAGUCGCCUAUUAACAGUACCGGAGAUGUCAUGGUACACGAUUUAUUUUCUACUGUGCCUUUCUUAGAGACAGUCUUUUGUGGCAAUAUAGCAAAGCUUGAUUUCCGUGGUAUAGAACUACUGUCCCCUGGGAGGCCCUUUAAUAAUCAAUGUCAAAAUUAAGACAUGUCCAGAUUUAAAAAAAAAAAAAAAAGUGGAAAAAAAUCCUUUAAAAAUAUAAAUAUUUUAAAAUAACUGAUGUUCACAGGUUACAUUAUAUAUGAGCAGAAAACUGUGUACCUUUGUCAGCAUAUCUGUCUGUCUCUGAUCUCAACAUACUUGAAUUGCUACUGGAGAUCUCUAUGGCAUGUCACUUGAUACACAUUCUAUGGCAUAAACCAUAUACCUACAUAGACUUACCAAAUACCUAAUCCUUUCAGGUAUGCUAAAUGUCAUUCCUUCUGCAUUCUUUUGGGGAAUGUUUUUAUUUUUCUUUUUUUGUUCUUUUUAAUGCUGUUUUGUAAGUAGUUUACUUCUGAUAGUGAUGUGCUGAGGUUGGGGCUUUUUGUGUUACAGCUUUUGCUGAUAGUAUGGCAUCUAAUACCCUGAAAUCGGAUUGUAAAUAUAUUAUGUUAAACUCUGACAUUUAAGCCCUGUGUCACAAAAAAGCGAAUGUUUAUGUCUUCACUGCUUUUCAGAUGACUCUCUUUUUUAACAGCUCUGUCUUUUUAAAUUUUUGUCUGAAAAAUGAGAUUUCACUGCAUAACUUCUGUUGCAUUUUUAGGCUAUGCUAUGAUUUAGUUUGUUUGCAUUGCCUUAAAUGCUGUUUUAAUGGAAUUUUUUAACAGUACAGGGUUUGCAUGUUCUGUUGGGAUGAAGUAGUGUCUUGUCUAGUGAGCACAGGAGUGAAUGUGGAGUCAGGACUCCUAAGGCUUUGCUUCUCCCUAGACUUGCUAUUAGUUGGGCUCAAGGCAGCUCUGGGCAAGAUCAGUAGCAAAACCUGCACUGACUUCAAUGACAGCAGCACUGGGUCUUCCCCACGUGACCUUGGACAAGUCACUUUUGUCCUUUUAUCUCAAUUUACCCAUCUUUUACAUGAACGGAACGAUGCUCAGCUACCUCACAGGAGUGUUGUGAGGGUAAUUCCAUUGGAUUCAAGGCUCUUGAAGAUUCUCUGAUGAAAGAUUAUAUAUAAUAGCUACUGUGGUUUAUGUUACUGUUUCAAUUUUAUUCAAGUUGGCGUUCAUCCUUAAACUUUCUACUGCUAACUGUAGCAUACCAAGAGUUUGGGUACUUUCCCCAAAAUACCAAGCAGUAUGAUCUUUCCUCAAAUACUCUGACUUAAGAAUUAGGCAAGAUCCGAAAUGAGAGCUGAGUGGCUCAACUCUCAGCGUACCGUUAUGCCUUGACGUGCAGGAAACGCAAUCAAAAUUAGUGAAAAGCUCUCUUGUUUAUGGAGCUAACAGGAUAAAUAUCAUAGAUCAGAAAAAGAUGAUAUACUUUAGAUUUAAAAAUGUUAUGGGCAGGAAAACAAACAUGAAGUUUUGUGCAUUUCAUCUGUAGUCCUUUUACUGUGAAAAAAUAAGGAUGUUCAAUAGAAGCAAUUUUCAUCCCAAUAAGGUGCAGCAUACAUAAAGCUUUGUGCAGGUUUGAUUUUUAAAACCAAAGUUUGUACAUUUCAUAUAUAUAAUCUGGCAUCCUGAGGAAAAUGGAUAGAUGAUGGAGGUUGUUGCUAACAGUGAUAUUAAAGACAUCAGAAAAGGCUGCAUCAGUGCUUAAUUGCUAAUGCACUUAUACUAAGUAAAGCAUGCAGUUUGUGUUUAGAGCCCUGUGGUCCUCAUUAUUGCUUUGAUUUGUGUAUCUCUCUCAUAAGAAGUCCAGGAACAUUAGGUACAGGUACAUGGUAUAUAACUGAACCUUUCUUGAUCAUUUUAUCAUGGAUGUAUUUUAACCUUGUAUAGGGAUAAGCAUGAAUGAGUCAUGCAUAUGUAUAAAUAAUGUAUUUGAGCAGUGUAAAAAUAGUUCUGUUGAUGUAUUUGAAAUGUAAGUACAUUUUGUGCCACUAACACUGUGAUGUAUAAAAGAGCUGUUGAAUGCCUUUUAAUGUUGUGUUUUGUACUUUGGAUCAUAUUGAAGAGUUUAAUUUGUAAUUUCAAUAGAUAUUUUAAAUGAA
Molecule: messenger RNA, 5928 nt
Organism: Struthio camelus australis
Lineage: Eukaryota; Metazoa; Chordata; Aves; Struthioniformes; Struthionidae
Gene: RNF144A
Product: ring finger protein 144A
Biological process (GO): positive regulation of proteasomal ubiquitin-dependent protein catabolic process; protein polyubiquitination; ubiquitin-dependent protein catabolic process
Cellular component (GO): Golgi apparatus; cytoplasm; ubiquitin ligase complex
Molecular function (GO): ubiquitin protein ligase activity; zinc ion binding; ubiquitin conjugating enzyme binding
Source: RefSeq, a predicted model, not a curated record